Molecule: messenger RNA, 1311 nt
Organism: Postia placenta MAD-698-R-SB12
Lineage: Eukaryota; Fungi; Basidiomycota; Agaricomycetes; Polyporales; Adustoporiaceae
Product: glycoside hydrolase family 5 protein
Exons: 8
Coding region: 1-1311 (436 amino acids)
Biological process (GO): glucan catabolic process
Cellular component (GO): cell surface; extracellular region
Molecular function (GO): beta-glucosidase activity
Source: RefSeq, a predicted model, not a curated record
AUGCUGCCAACUUUACUGCCAUUCGUUCUGCUGUUCCUGACCAGUCCAGGUCAUGUUUCUGCCCAGCAAUGCAGGCUCAAGGCUGGGUUUCAGGCUUACCCUACGGGGAAUCCCGCCCAAACUCCCUUUACUGUUUCGAGUUCACCGACUUCCACUGGGACUAGUCCGCAGCCGUCUGCAUCUGCUUCUAGCGCAAAUGCGACUGCGUUCAGCUACGGCACUGACAUCAUCCGCGGUGUCAAUUUAGGCGGCUGGUUUGUUCUUGAGCCAUGGAUUACCCCGAGCAUAUUCGAGAACACUAACAAUACUAACAUCGUGGACGAGUAUACCUUCGGUCAAAUGCAAAGUUCCGAUGUCGCUCUGAGUGCCCUCAAAGCGCAUUGGGAAACUUGGAUAACCGAAGAUGACUUCAAGGACAUCAAAGCCGCCGGACUGAACCACGUCCGGAUCCCACUUGGGUUUUGGUCAGUUCCCAUGACGUCCGCUGACUCGAACUACACGACCUCUGUCUCUCCCUUCAUUUCGGGCGCGUGGCCGUACCUCCUACAAGCCCUAGACUGGGCGAACGAGAAUGGUCUGCAUGUGCUUCUCGACCUGCAUGGGGCCCCUGGCUCCCAGAACGGCUUUGACAACUCCGGGGAGCGGGGAUCGGCGAACUGGGCGAACAACGACACCAAUAUCCCGCGGACGCUCGACGUCAUCCGCUACAUCGCCGGUCAGGUCAGCGAGAAAGUCAACAUCAUUGAGCUGCUCAACGAGCCAGCCGGGUGGGUGUCGAGCAUCGACACGGCGAUUGGGCCAUAUUGGCAGGAUGGGUACAGCACGGUACGCGAGGCGACGGGUACUGGAGUCCAGGUCAUGAUUGGAGACGCCUUCCUUGGUGUUCAGAAUUGGGAGAAUUUCCUCAUGCCUCCGGCGGCCGAGAAUGUUAUUAUGGACUAUCACCAGUACCAGAUUUUCAACUACGACCAGCUGGAGCUUUCUGAAGCGCAACACAUCAAUUAUUCUUGUCAAUUCAUAGAUAGCCUUGUACCGUACGCAAAAUCGAAUCUCAACACAAUUACCGGGGAAUGGUCCACUGCGAUCACUGAUUGCGCGAAGUGGCUGAACGGGCGGAACGUGGGAGCGAGGUGGGAUGGAACGUUUGCGUCCGGAGAGCCUACCUUUGGCAAUUGCACGGGCUGGACGGGCAACAUGUCGACAUUCAGCGACGAUUACAAGACCUUCCUUAGACAAUAUUGGGAAGCACAAGUACAGAUCGGGGAAAGCAUCCAGGGGUGGAUCUAUUGGACAUGGAAGGUGCGUGUGUAG